ACAGAUUGACAGCUACAAAGGUCUGUAGGGAACGGCGCUCAUCAAUUAAUUGGGCAAAUAUUUCGAAAUCUAAAAUAAAAACAAAACAAAUCUCCUCUCCUGUUUGACUCAACGAUCGUGCCUCACUCGAUCACCAAACUUCGCUAUGCAUGGGAACAAUCCUUAUCCUUACCUCAGCGGCACAGCGGAUUCCUCAGCAAACACUCCAUCCCGGCGCAACCGCGAUCCCACCGGAUUCAUCCCCGUAGCCCCAAGCGCCGCCGUUCCCGGCGUUCCUGCCAUGCUUGACAUUACUGCCGUUAACCCUAUGUACACCCUCCCAAGAGGCCCCGCCAAUCUCUUCGUCCCUGACGCCCAAAUGCUUUUCCACGUCCUCGGAAUCUGCGACGGGAUGAUGAACUCCACCGACCAUUUUACCCGCUCAUUCCCCGGGUGGCUCCCGAUCGUCUCCCACCUUUACAUAUCCGUUCUCUGGAAUUUUAUGAUUCUCAAAGUCUUCGUCAACUCCGGUCACGGCGCUAUGUUUGACUUGCCCCAUUUUCAAAUCGGCGAAUGCAUGAUUCCCGGCCCACUGGUCCCAUUCUUCCAGUCCCUUGCGGCGGUCAGCGGCCCGUUUGACUGGAUUGGGGAUAUCGUUCCUCAUCUGCCUGGCUUCUCGAUUUUCUGGAACGCCGUGGGAUUCCAUGCUAAUAGUGACUAUGCCCGCCAAGUCCCUGUCCCUGCCCUUAUCCUCGACCAGCUCUACCACUUCGCCACCUGGCAGAUCCCUGAGGAUACAACCAUAUUUGACAAGUUUGAAUGGUAUGGGAACAUUUUCUCACAAGAUAUCGACACUCAUAAUUCCUUCAACUGCAUGGGUCCACAGCUUUGUGGGUCUCUGUGGACCUCGAGUGAACAACUCGAGGCCGCACGAUGGUUUUGGAAUGCGGCUUUUUGUGAUAUCAGAUUCAGUCGGGUUGAUGCGACGCGUGAUCCAUUCUCUCAUUAUCACCAACUAUUUGGAUUUGUGUCACAAACUGGAACCCCGCAUGGUUCCAGAAUGUGAACUUUAUCAUGCAAAAUUAUGCUCAGUACUUCAAUGAGUCGGUCCCCUUCAAAUGCAUCUCUCUCGAAGGCGUUGGUGCUGUUGUUGUUCACGGUGAUCCGAGAAGCAACGCGGCCACUCGAGACUGGAUUUAUCCUCCCAUGGAUAAUAUUGCUCCGUUUCUCACCACUCGUUUCAACCCUCGCCGGGAAUUACCCAACGAUUUUACGGUGGUAUUUCAACAUGCUGACCUUCAGAUUGAAAAACUGGCUGAACGGUAUGCUAUAGUGGCUCACACCAACAUCCGAUGGCCAAGUUCUAUAGCUGCUCAAAAUGAUUGGCCGGCCAUCAACGAUGAGAAUCUCCACGUCGGAGAUUAUUGGAAUAUGAAAAGUCAUCGGCUUUCCUCGCCGAUUGUUGUUAAAGCAUGGUUUGCAUUGAAGAUAGCUCAACGGUACCACACCGAUCGACCAGCUGCUUAUCACUUAAAUUAAUUCUACUAGUUUCGUACAAAUUAAAAAAUCAUUAAACACUCUAUGGUGCUUCUCAUUCCGGACCUUGUGGAGUUGUGAUCUUGUGGAUAAGUUUCCUUUUUUUGCAUUCAUCUUUUUCACUCAAUGUUGGUAUAGCCACUCUUUUACCCUUUGGAUGAAUUUUUAGAUCUGCCCCGACUUGAUCAUUGAGCUGGUUUGAAU
Cuscuta epithymum is the source of this 1719-nucleotide messenger RNA. NCBI's taxonomy places the organism in Eukaryota, Viridiplantae, Streptophyta, Magnoliopsida, Solanales, Convolvulaceae. The record is from the annotation of a GenBank genome assembly.